Molecule: messenger RNA, 1107 nt
Organism: Aspergillus steynii IBT 23096
Lineage: Eukaryota; Fungi; Ascomycota; Eurotiomycetes; Eurotiales; Aspergillaceae
Product: DUF3632 domain-containing protein
Exons: 3
Coding region: 166-957 (263 amino acids)
Source: RefSeq, a predicted model, not a curated record
AUCAACCCAGGUAGUCCCUGGCUAUGACUGGCUAAUCCCAGUCCGUAAUCUUCAGUAGUGCCAUCACCCCGCCGCCUCGAUCCUCCCUAUAAACAUAUCCCACCCUGUCCUUCCCGCCACCUGUCCACACCACCAUAACCACCUCUCCCAAACAAAUUCCUCGAAAUGACCCUCUCUCUACACAUCAGCGACGAAUCCACCGGCACCCAAGAGCGUCUAUUCAAGUCCCUAAACGACUACCUACAGUCCGAGGGGUCCAUCUCCGCCAGCAGCACCGCGCAGCGCAUCGACGCGGAGAAAUCAUCCCUCGGAAUAACCGACCCGGGCGCAUUCUGUCAAGACACGUGGCUGAUCAUCCGGGCGCUGGUGUUCCAGAUUCCGCAUGACCAUGUCUAUCAGGACCGAUUGGUUGAGGUUGUCGAUGCGUUGACGAAGUUGCCGGCCACGGAGAUCGAGGUCUGGGGUGAAAAGAAACGUAUGUGGACGGAUCUCCCUCUCCUAGGACCUCAGAUGCGAGAGGAUUGGAACCCGCCGGAGUACAACACCAAAAAGGCCGAAUCGUGGCCCUCCGCCGCCCUGAAAUGGGUGAGCCUGAACGCGUUCGCCGCGCGACUGUUACGCCUCGAGUCCGUAACGUGGGGAAAUUUCGGGCUGUGGACGAUCCGCGACGUCCUGGAGGAAGAGACAUCGGGGCCGGAGUAUGAGGCCGGGAUCGACGCAGUGGCGGUGUGGAUCAAGUACGCGGGCAAACAGAUAUACGAGACAUCCCAAACGAGCGAUAAGCCGGAGGAACGGAUGUUCAAGCCGGGGUCGUUGUAUUCGGGUCCGUCGAAGUACUGCGUGGAGCGAUGGGCGUUUUGGAAGGAUCGUUUGGAUCAACUGGGUGCUCUGGGAGGGGAGACAGCGGGUAGGGCUCAGGAGACGAAGAGGAUCAUGGAGGAGAUUGAGAGAGGAUAGAAGGUUGAUUGGAGUUAUCCAGCAACCAGGUAGAAGGAAUACCUUCCUGUUGCAAACCAAAUAACAAACUACGUCCUAAGAAAGCAACAACUGCGAAUUACACCGUGAAUUGGCAACCUAGCUAACACCGCAGCUUAGAUACAUCGGCCG